AUGGCCGAAGUCGUAUUCGCAAGACAGUUCCUGGCGACCUUGGAGUCGCGCCCGGCGAAGCUAUCAGCCGAUCAUGUCGAGGAUCCCAAGAACUUCCCGGCUCGCCCUCCCUAUAUCCUGCCCAAGAUGCCCAAGGCCAUGAGCAAGCCCUCGAACCUCGCGCCUGGCCAGGAACGCAGCGUCAAUGUCACCCUCAAGUCCUUGCGCAACCCUCCCUUGGAUAUCAAGCUGUCCUCCCAGUCGCUCAACACUUCCAUCCUCGACAUCAAGACGGCGGUUGAGGCGGAGUCACGGAUACCUGUGGACAAAAUAAAGCUGCUGUUCAACAAGAAGCCGGUCCCGGACAGCAAGGUGUUGAAGGACUUGCUUACGGACGGACAGGCAUCUCUCGAGUUCUCCGUAAUGGUUAUUGGAGGAGCUGCUGCAGUCAAGCCUGAGCCUAGCGCUGCGGUUGCGCCCAACACUGCCGAGGAGGAUAUCGGAGAGGCAGCACUGGAGACGGACGAAUUUUGGAGCGAUCUCAAGGGCUUCUUGCUGCAAAGACUCAAGCACGAGCAAAAGGCGGAGGAGCUGUCAGGGCUGUGGCGCUCAACCUGGCAAGCACAGAAGAAGUCAUGA
This is a messenger RNA of Colletotrichum orchidophilum, 618 nucleotides long. RefSeq lists its product as uncharacterized. The transcript has 2 exons. Gene Ontology annotation, biological process: post-translational protein targeting to endoplasmic reticulum membrane. Gene Ontology annotation, molecular function: protein binding. Bases 1 to 618 code for a protein of 205 amino acids. NCBI's taxonomy places the organism in Eukaryota, Fungi, Ascomycota, Sordariomycetes, Glomerellales, Glomerellaceae. The record is from RefSeq and is a predicted model, not a curated record.